AUGCUGCAACAAAUCCUGCAGGAUGCAUACAUUGACCCAGAGUUGCUUGCUGAGCUCAGUGAUGUGCAAAAGCACAUUCUUUUCUAUAAAAUUCGAGAGGAGCAACUGAGGCGCUGGAGGGAGCAUGAGGCCCAGGAGACCCUGGCCCAAGUGGAGGGCCAGCAGCCCCCCAAGACCAAGCAAGUGAGUGACAAACACAUCCAGUGGCUCCUAGGGGCAGAUGGUGAGGUCUGGGUCUGGAUCAUGGGAGAGGCUCCUGGUGACAAGCCCUAUGAAGAGAUCUCUGAAGAGCUGAUCACAGAACGGGCACGGCUGCAGGCACAGAAGGAGGCUGAGGAACUAUGGAGGCAAAAGGAGGCAGAGAUCACUAAGAAGUUCUGGGAUGCACUGACCAAUGAGAAAGCUCGGAUUCUGGCUGAGAAGUGGAAGGUGGAGAUGGAGGAUCGCAAGGCUGCCAAAAUUCUGGAGGAGCAGAUCCAUGAGGAGUUCAAGAGAAAAGAAGAAGAGGAGAGAAAAAAACAAGAAGAGCAGAUCCGCUUCCAGGAAGAACUUAGGGCCAAAGAGCUCUACCGGACCCUGAAGCAGGCCCAGAUGCAGAGGCAUGCCAGUGAGAAGGAGCAGCAUGAGUGGGAAGAGCAGUUACGCCGCUCCAAGGCAAUGGAUGAGGAAAGAAGCCAUUGUGCUCAGCAUGCCCGGGAUGAGUAUCAGCGCCAUUCACUCCAUGCUAUCCAGAAGGGCACAGUUGCGGGUCUCAGUUCCAUGUUCCAGGAGCUAGGCCAGAGCCACAAGGAAGAGACAAGACCCUACCACUACCACCCAGACCCUGGCCCAUUGCUGCCCCUCAAGAUUCCAGUUAGAGCAUGGGAACGCCCUCUGCGUCCUGUUUCCAGAGCAGUCAUUGUCCGAUGGUUUCAGGAGGAACAGCUGCCUCGCAGAGCUGGCUUUGAGAGGAAUGCUACAUCCAUCGCCCCCUGGUUCCACGGUAUUAUUUCCAGAGAAGAUUCAGAAGAUCUGCUUGAAAGCAUGACAGAGGGAGCAUUUCUGGUCCGGGUCAGUGAUAAAAUCUGGGGUUAUACCCUCUCCUACCGCCUUCAGAAAGGGUUCAAGCACUUUCUCGUGGAUGCUUCUGGGGACUUUUAUAGCUUCCUGGGAUUGGACCCCAAUCGUCAUGCCACACUCACAGAUCUCAUUGAUUUUCACAAGGAGGAAGUUAUCACUGUUUCAGGGGGAGAAUUGCUGCAAGAACCCUGUGGACAGAGAGAUAGUCCACCUGACUACCAUCUUUUGUUUGAAUGA
Molecule: messenger RNA, 1296 nt
Organism: Elephantulus edwardii (Cape elephant shrew)
Lineage: Eukaryota; Metazoa; Chordata; Mammalia; Macroscelidea; Macroscelididae
Gene: SH2D4B
Product: SH2 domain containing 4B
Exons: 8
Coding region: 1-1296 (431 amino acids)
Cellular component (GO): cytoplasm
Source: RefSeq, a predicted model, not a curated record